This is a messenger RNA of Frankliniella occidentalis (western flower thrips), 3163 nucleotides long. Its product is annotated as adhesive plaque matrix protein. The record is from RefSeq and is a predicted model, not a curated record. The coding region runs from base 119 to 1393 and encodes 424 amino acids. Lineage: Eukaryota; Metazoa; Arthropoda; Insecta; Thysanoptera; Thripidae. The transcript has 2 exons.
CGCCCGCCGGAGUUACCCGCCGGAGCCGGAGCCGGGCGGGCAGUCGGCGCUGGAGGCUGAGCAUGUGCAGACGGAGCGGAGCAGUGCAGAGCAGUGCAGGGGGCCGGACCGGGCAGCCAUGUACUGCGAGCGUGCGUGUGAGCGUGCGCGUGAGCGUGAGCGCGGCCGUGAGUGCGGGAGCGGCGUGAUCGGCGUGAGCAGCAGAGCACUGAUCGCCGUGGUGGUCCUCCUCUUCCUGGGCGGUGCCGCCGCGCUGCCGACGCCGAGAACGUCGGCCUGGAGGUCGCAGAGGUCGCCCAAACCCCAGUACGCGCACCCCCCAGAGUCGCAGCCGCAGUUCGCGCACCCCCCGGAGUCACAGCCACAGUACGCGCACCCCCCGGAGUCGCAGCCCCAGUUUGCGCAUCCCCCGGAGUCGCAGCCUCAGUUCGCGCACCCCCCGGAGUCACAGCCACAGUACGCGCACCCCCUGGAGUCGCAACCCCAGUUCGCGCACCCCCCGGAGUCACAGCACCAGUUCGAGGUGGAGCGCCCCAGGUUCCAGCCUUCGCAGUCCUACCGCCGACCUCUGUACCGUCGCGGUGGGCCCGGUCAAUUCAACCGGCCCCUCAAGCCGCGGCAGUUCGCCGACGAGCAGCAAGGCGUCCGGCACGCGUUCUUCAAGUCGUUCUACCCGGAGCCGACGACCGCCGGCGAGGUGGCCACCAGCACGACGAGCACCACCGCCGCGCCGACCACCUCAACGACCACCACCACCACCAUGACGCCACCGCCGACCGACGUCCACGUCGUCGCCAUGAGCGUGUCCACGUCGGUGAAGAAGGGCAGCGAGGACGUCCACGAGGGUGCCACCGUCGAGGAGCCCCCCGGCUCCGCCUCCGUCAUCCACCCCGUGCUGCUGCCCCCCGUGAGCGGGCCCGCGCGCUUCCGGGCCGACUGGGAGGUGCGCGACGAGCAGACGUCCCCUCGGCCACCGGCGCCGCAGCCCCGCCACGCCCUGCCGCAGGUGUACGGCAUGCCGGAGGAGAACUACGAGGUGGACGAAGCCCUGAGCGUGCUCUCCAACGGGCGCGCGCACGGCCGCCAGCCUACGGCCACCGCGCCGACCGCGGACAAGGUAACAGAGUCCUCCCCGCCGCCGUCGCCGUCCUCGUCCACGACGGCCGCGCAGCAGGACAAGGAGGACGGCGGCAAGCCGUCCGGGUACGUGGUGGAGGGCCGCAACUACCGGAAGUACCGCGUCGAGGAGAAGACCCCCGACGGCUUCAUCGUCGGCGAGUACGGCGUCGUCUCCCACCAGGACGGCUCCCUCCGCGGCGUCCGCUACACCGCGGACAGCACCAUCAACCCGAGGCUCAUCUACGACGCCCUCGUCAAGUUCCUGUCUCUGUGAGCGAGGCCAAGUCGGUGCCGUUGUCGGCGUCCUCCCCCGCGUCCUCCGUGACCGUGCCGCCCCCGUGACGACUGCGGUGCCCACGGCCGGCUCCUGGAACGCGCCCAUAAAGGAACUCGAUAUCUCGAAACUGAACGCACGAGCUCCCGCGCCGGAGCGGCUGGUCGCUCUGGAGUCCAGCGGCUCCGGGCGAGGGCGCGCGCGGGCGCAGGAGGCGCAUUCCAGGAGCUCGCCUGCCCGCCUGGAGCCCGGCCUGGAGCCCGGCCAUGCCUGGCUUCCUGGAGCGGGCAGCGGGCCCCACUUGUCCGGGGGCUCAGCGAGCGCAUAAUUAUUUGUUCUUAUUAUUAUAGUUAGUCGUAAAGCAUAGUUAUUAAUAUCGACGUUGCCAUUUUGUCCGUAACUGUAGUGUAUAGAGAAGCUCUCGGAGGCCCUGUCCUUGCAAGCCCCGCCCGCGCGGGUCCGCUCAAUGCCUUCUGCACCGCUAAUCAUGUUCCUUCUCGCAAUUGCUCGCCAAAUUUCUUCUCUCUUUCUCUUUCCCUCUCUCGCUCGCUCGACCAGUACUACCUGAGGUUGCCUCUGCGCCCGUACACAACACGGCGAGGUACCGAUCGCGCGAGGCGCACCGGCCGUUCGAUCGUAUCGCCUCGAAUAUCAACUGCCUUGAUCAACAGCCUGCCAGGCGGCGGCGUGUGGCAGGGCGUGGCGGGGCGUGGCGGGGCGCGGCGUCGGCGCCGACCCUGACCGUCAGCCCGUCAGGUGUCGGAGAGAAUACAGAGCACUCCCCUCCUUCUCUCUCUCUCUCUCGCUCUCUCGCCUACUCGAUCGACACUCCGGCUACGCUACGCACUCCGCCCCGCCCCGCCCCGCCGCCAGACUGAACAGCUCUCAUUUAUAAUUUGCCUCCGCCAGGCUGCGGCAGCCACUGCUUUGACACGGGCUGAAGGCGUGCGCAGGCCUCUGGCCGCGACUAGCUGUCCCCCCCCCCCCCCCCCCCCUCUCUCUACCUCUCACUCCCUGCCUCCCCUACGCCAACGUGCAGAGAGAGAGUGCAGUUUUUCGAACGAGCCUGCGAUACGGUUUCGCGUGAACGUCUGUGAUAAGGAGCUGCCCGCCUUUGUAUCGGUUCCCCGCAGUGGUCUAUCGCGCGCCGCUCUAUUUGUGAUUCCUCAGAACGCUAGAGUGAGUGUGUUUUCGCGAGUCUUUUUUCGCGCGAGACGUGUCAGUCGCGACUGUCGAUGAUGUUCGUAUCGCCGCCGUCGUUUGUCUUUCCCCGCCCGCAGGGCUUUGCUUUGUUGUUUGUUUUUUUGUUGUGUGCGUGUUGUGUAUUUUUUUCCACUUCUCUGAUACGAUAUGUUGUAAUGCUGUGACUGUGUUUCUUACUAGGCUGUGAAUGAAAAUCAGUGACAUGAUGUACUACUCUGCUAAAAAGUGGUGUAUUUAUUGAGGCGGCCGCGCUCCAGUGUAGUCCCCUCGAGCCGCCGUCGACUGUGUAGUGUUUGAUUUUGAUCAAUCAAUCAAUUAAUUAAUUAAUUAUUAAUGAUUUUUUAAAAGUGCUAUAAUAAGUAUUCGUCACGUUCGUCACUCGCUGCUGAUGUGUGGCGGGGCGUGCGGGUGUCACCCUGUGACUAUGUAUGUGACUGUUGUGUAUAUAUAUCCCCAGUGAUUUCCUUGCUCAAUCUGUGUUUGUGUGUGUGCUGUUUGUGUACGAAGCGCUUACCUUCAGACGAGGGAUGUGUUUUCCUUUUGAUAAUAAAUAAAUUAUGAAGCAAA